AUGAACAAGUUCAUCGGUUCCACCGUUUUCAACAGGCUUUUAACCCGGAACACAAGGAUGACUGCACCUGUUUGGAAGCCCCAGGAUCAUGUGCCGCAAGAGGUUAAGGACUUGCUCCAGAGUUCAGGAGACAAUCACGUUCUGGCAUUUUUACACAUUGUUCAACUUUUGAAGGUCCAAAGGAGGACAGGAUGGCUCGACCACAACAUUUCUCCAUGUGAAAGUAUUGCCGACCAUAUGUACAGAAUGGGGAUUACCGCAAUGCUCAUCAGAGACCCCAAGAUUAACCGCGACAAGUGCGUUCGUAUCGCGCUUGUGCACGAUAUUGCCGAGGCGUUGGUAGGUGACAUCACGCCGCUCGACCCAGUAGGGAAGGAAGAGAAGCACCGCAGAGAGUGGGAGACAAUUCAAUAUUUAUGUGAGGAUUUGGUAAAGCCUUACAACGCACAGGCCGCGCAGGAAAUCAUGGAUGAUUGGCUUGCGUAUGAAAAUAUCGCGUCACCCGAAGCUCGUUACGUCAAAGAUAUCGACAAGUUCGAGAUGCUAGUGCAGUGUUUUGAGUACGAAAAGCUUCACAAUGGUAAGCGUGACUUGGACCAGUUUUGGGGCGCCAUGAGCAGCAUUAAAACUGAAGAGGUCAAGGGGUGGGCUCAAGAUCUGUUGCAGAAACGCGAGCAGUUUUACAACUCGCUCAAGAAAUGA
Lachancea thermotolerans CBS 6340 is the source of this 702-nucleotide messenger RNA. RefSeq names its product 5'-deoxynucleotidase. The record is from RefSeq and is a predicted model, not a curated record. Gene Ontology annotation, molecular function: 5'-deoxynucleotidase activity. NCBI's taxonomy places the organism in Eukaryota, Fungi, Ascomycota, Saccharomycetes, Saccharomycetales, Saccharomycetaceae. The transcript has a single exon. Bases 1 to 702 code for a protein of 233 amino acids. Gene Ontology annotation, cellular component: cytoplasm.